Molecule: messenger RNA, 1404 nt
Organism: Prunus armeniaca (apricot)
Lineage: Eukaryota; Viridiplantae; Streptophyta; Magnoliopsida; Rosales; Rosaceae
Source: the annotation of a GenBank genome assembly
AUGAGCAGCAGUAGCAGCACAACAACAACAGAAGCAUGGGUGCUGGACUUGCUGCCUGAGUUCAGAUUCCGCCCCUCUGAUGAGAAAAUGGUGAACCUUUUGUGGAAGAAGAUAAAUGGCAAGGACUACCAAGUCAUGCCUGAAAUCAAUUACAAGCCUUGGGAUUUACCUGAUAAUGAAUCUAUCCCACUUUUUCUUCGCUUCUUGAAGCAGCUGAUGCAGGGCAAGGCCUCCAUCAUUCCUGAAAUCGAUUUCUACAAGCACGAGCCUUGGGAUUUAGCUGGAGCAGGACUCAUGUUCCCAGAUUCUCCAUAUCAAGCUAGGACGUGGUUCUGCUUCAGCCGACCUGAUUACAAAUACCUCGACAGUCCUCGCCGCAACAGGCUCACAGAGAAGGGCUUCUGGAAAAUCACAGGCCAGCCACGAGAAGUGAAGUCUCGACAACUCUCCAAAUCGCUCACUUGCAAAAAGAAGACCUUGACCUUCCAUUUAGGUCGUCCGAAAAAGUCGAGCAAGACCGACUGGGUCAAGCAGGAGUAUUAUCUCACUCCAACUGACCCGGGUUCUAACCCCAAUCAGAUGAGUGGCCUUGUUCUUUACCGGGUCAAGUAUAGGUCAGCUGACUAUGAGUCUGAUAAUAACUGUGUGCUUGGAACUGGCAAUCUUAAUUAUGGUGAACCUGGUGGCUUUGUUUCAUCUGAUUUUGAUGAUAUGAUUCAAGAGCCAUGUGAUCAGCAAGAACAUCUGGAUUCACCUUCUCCUCCUCCUGAGCCGCCUCGGCCACACCAGCUACCUCAGUUGGGAAAUGUUCAUGGUAGUACUGGUGACUACUUUGCUUCUAAUUCUGAUAACCAAGCUGCUGCUAUCCAUCAUAUUAUUACAGACGAAGAAGAACUUCUGGCCUACAAAGAGCUAGAACGUGUUCUUCUUGGCAGUGGCAAUCCUGAUGAUGGUGAACUUCGUACCUGUGUUUCAUCUGAUAUGCUUAGAGAGUUAUGUGCUCAGCUAGGAGAAGAUCUGGAUUCACCCUUUCCUCCUCCUGGGCCACCUGAGCUGGGAAAUGCUCCUGAUGUCUGUACUGAUGAAUGCAGUAGCUGGCCAACCCCAAUUGAGGAUAAUGAUUCUUCUCUUCCAAACAAGAAUAAUAUUCCAACCAAUUAUUACAGCAAACCAGUUAGCAACACAGCCUCUGACUUCGAGAAUCAAACUAAAGAUGAAAGGAUUCCUGAGGUUUGUUCUCAAUCCGAAGAAAAUCUGCAAUCGUUCUUUCGUUCACUUGAGGAAGAGGAUUACACAUUGCCUUCCCCAAUAUUAUACGUGGAACAGGGAGAUGUUCUGCAUGCCAAUAACUAUAUUGGAUGCAAUGAGUCGCAAUAUGCGGCUCUUUUCCCACAUAGUUCUUGA